Petromyzon marinus (sea lamprey) is the source of this 4209-nucleotide messenger RNA. The record is from RefSeq and is a predicted model, not a curated record. Lineage: Eukaryota; Metazoa; Chordata; Hyperoartia; Petromyzontiformes; Petromyzontidae.
AUGUGGGAACACGACGGACACGUGGGGAAGGACGCAUGCACUGUCACGUUCACGGUGCCCACCAACGCCUCGGGCCUCUGGGCCCUGGCGCUGAUGAUCGAGGACUUCCCACGCAGCAGCAUCACCAUGGACUCCGUCUCGUACUCCCCCAGCAGCCCGCUCUCCAGCAUCCCGCUGCAAGUCCUCUUCGAGAUCGAGACUGGAAGUUCUUGCUCGGGUCCAUUCUUCACGGGAGUGACGCCCCUGAACGGAAAAACGUUCCAAGCUACGCAGGGCGUCCUAUUUGAGCUGGAGGUGGACAUUUCCCUGCCCAGCGACGCGGCAGCAGGAAUGACGAUCGUGCGCCUGGGAACCAUCGCGCCCGUCGGGGUGCAGAAGGGUGCCGUCAAGGCUGAUGCCGGAGACCCGAAGCUCUUCCACACGGCGCUGAGCUGGACCCCUGGCCGGGCGGAAGUGCAGAGCCACCAGAUCUGCUUCUACGCGUCCGACAGCAACGCCCAGGAGACGGAGCUGCGCUGCGUCAAUGUCGUCGUUGAAGGCACCGGCGGACCCAUCGCAUUCUCCUACGACAGCAUCACUACCAACGACUGCCCCAUCGAGUGGACGAUCACCUUCAGUGAUGAGAUCGCCCUGCCCACCGUGUCGAGGUACUUCCGCUUCUGGGAGCUGCGCAGCGGCCGUGAGGUGUACCGCGUGGACGGCACCACGGUCACGCUGCUGCCCAACGGCACGGCGGUCCGCUUCACCACGCCGCCGUCCGUGUUCGGCGGCGGCGUCCCGCUCUACGUCACCGUGGACGAGGGCGCCGCCAUGAUGGUCGUCAACGGCUCCGUCGUCACCAGGAGCAACGCGCGCAGCCGCAAAGACUGGGUGUUCACGCUGGGCAAGAAGGUCUACGCCGAGUGCUACGCUGUCGGCGACCCCCACUACAGCUCGUUUGACGGGCGCCUCUUCGACUACAUGGGCACCCACACCUUCGUGUUGGCGUCCAACUGCCUGGGCUGGCAGCAGCAGCCGACAGUUUGGCGAGUGCUCGCCAGGAACGAGCACCGGGGCCGCGCGGACGUGGCGUGGACGCGCGAGGUGCACACCGAGGUCUACGGCCACACCGUCUCCUUCCUGAAGAGCGGCGCCGUCCGGCUCGACGGGCAAGCCAUCAACCUGCCGUACUACGAGCCCAGGGAGAGGUUCCGCAUCACCAGCUCUGGGGGCUACGCGCGUCUCACCACCGACGCCUUCUUCAGUGUCGAAUACGAUGGCCGGGACAGGGUGGUGGUGUCUCUGCUGAACCGCGACGUGUACCGGAACGGCACGUGUGGCGUGUGCGGGUUGUGGAACGGUGACCAGAGCGACGACUUCACGAUGCCCGAUCACUCCCAGGCUCCCAACGCGGCCACGUUCGGCAACAGCUGGGAGGUUCCCGAGAAGAAGAAUACGGAGAGGUGCCAUGUGGAGACUCACAAAGACAGUGGUCCCCUUAACAGGCUGGAUAGCAUGAACGGGCCACGUGGCCGUAACGGGCUGCAUGGUCGUAAGGGGCUGCUUAUCAUUAACGGGCUGUUGGGUGGGAACAGCGACACGGGAGCCUUGUCCGGUGCUAUCCUGGACGCCGGCAAGAUGACGAUCGCGUCCGGCCCACAGAACUGCGGGCUGCUUCGUGGCAUGGCCGGCACGCUGGCCCCGUGCUUCACGUCCGUCGACCCCGCGCCGUACUUCGCCGACUGCGUCUUCGACAUGGUGCUGUCUGGCCUGGAUGCGGCGGUGCUGUGCCGGUCGCUGGAGGCAUACGCGGCGGCCUGCAACGCGGCCGGCUUCUCGUUCGCCAACUCGUGGAGGAACGGCACCGGCUGCGGUGGGGGGCGGGGGGGGCGUGGAAUCUUCUUCUCUUUUGUAGAGGCGAACUGUGGUGCUGGCACGCGCUUCAGCUCGUGCGUCACCACGUGUCCGGCCACGUGCUACGAUCCCGCGGCCCCGGCGGGGUGCGCGGACCCCUGCGUGGAGGGCUGCGAGUGCACCGACAGCACGCAGCUGUGGGACGGCGAUCGCUGCGUGCCGCCGGCCCAGUGCGGGUGCCGUGACGCGGACGGCCGCUACUACAAGCUAAACGAGGCGUUCUGGCAGCCCGGGUGUGCUGUGCAGUGCAGGUGCGCUUCCCCCGGCAGCAUUCAGUGCCAGCCAAGCUCCUGCCCCCUCACCUUAAACUUCUGUGGCACGGACAAUGAAGGGGUGCACGGGUGUCACCGCAAGAGCCUGGAGUGCACCGCCUGGGGUGACCCACACUACGUCACGUUCGACGGCCGCACCUUCGACUUCAUGGGCACCUACACCUACGUCUUCACGCAGCCGUGUUCUGGAGGCGGCUGGAGCGUGCAGGUGAAGAACGAGUUCAUCGCUGGCAGCUGGUCCAUCGCCUACACCCGCGACGUCUUCAUCGAACUCUACGACCACCGCGUGCACUUCGGCCUCGGCUGGAGGGUCUACCUGGACGGAGUCGAGAUCAACGUGCCGUACUACUACUCCAACGGCAGCGCGGGGUUCUCCGUCAUUCGCUCGGGGAACUUCAUGCGCCUGUGGAGCUACUUCGAGCUGGAGGUUCUGUACGACGGGGGCAGCCACGCCGUGGCACGCCUCCCCACCUCCUUCGCCAAUGCGCUGUGCGGCCUCUGCUCCAACAUGAACGGGAACCCCGGCGACGACUUCGUGAUGAGGGACGGCACCCGCGCCACGUCGGCCUCCGACUUCGGCAACAGUUGGAAGAUAACGGAAGUCGGCUCUCCCGAGACCGGCUCCGACGACGCAGGCGACGGCAAGGCCCCGGGCCCGACCGACGUGACCGCGGCGUUGGGUAACGACAGGUGCGGCGUGCUGAAUGACUCCACGGGCCCCUUCGCCGCCUGCGCCGGCGCCGUCGACCCACGGCCCUACGUGGACGGCUGCGUGUUCGACGUGGCGCUGCAGGCCUCCGCCGGCACCGCCCCGCUGUGCCGCGCCCUCUCCGCAUACCACGCUGCCUGCGUCGAGGCCGGCGUCGCCCCGGGCGGCUGGAGGAACGAGACGCUCUGCCGUGAGUCGCCCGGCAUCGUAUCGACCGUCCGGCAUUGCACCCUGAAGCAGUCGGGGGCCAAGGGGUCCCCCCAGGUGGCGGCUGCCCCUAUGUGGCAUCAGGUGCACUCACGGUACCUUCGUGGUGUAUUUGUUACCGCGCUGACGGGAUUCGAUUUGAUCUCCUGGCUCGCCUCCCCAGCGUGCCCCGGCAGCGGCUCGUACUCGCACUGCGCCUCCCCGUGCCCCGCGACGUGCGCGCGGGGUCCGGGCGAGGGUCAGUGCGCGGGAGGCUGCGUGGAGGGCUGCGUCUGUGACGCGGGCUACCUGCUGGAGCACGACCGGUGUGUGCGCGCGGACCAGUGCGGGUGCAUCAACAACGGCAAGUACUACAAGCUGGGAGAUGAGUUCAUCUCGGAUGACUGCAGGAGUCGGUGCGUGUGUGAGGCCGGCGAACUGGAAUGCGACGCCUUCUCCUGCCCUGCCCUCCACACGUGCGGACUCACGGACGACGGCAAGAUCGGCUGCAACGCCCUGGAGGGCCACUGCCAGGCGUCCGGCGACCCUCACUACGUGACGUUCGACGGGGCCUACUUCGACUUCAUGGGCACGUGCGCGUACACGCUGGCCGCCCCGUCCGCGCGUUACGCCGGCUCGCGGCUCGACGGCGCGUGGCGCGUGCUGGUGGAGAACGAGGCGAUGGGCUCUCGAGCUGCUGUGUCGUACACGCGCGCCGUCGAGGUGCAGCUCGGCAACCACACCAGGGUUAGACUCUUGCCCGGGGGCGCCGUCCAGCUGAACGGCGAGACGGUGAGCUUGCCGGCGCUGCUGCCCGGCGCCACGGUAGUGCAGCUGGGGAGCCUGGCGGUGCUGUCGGCGCCGGCGGCCGGCCUCACCGUCAGGUUCGACGGCGUCGCCUACGUGGACGUGGGGCUCAAGGCCGACUUCGCGGGCGCCGUCGAGGGGCUGUGCGGCAAUUACGACGGGGACGCCGGCAACGACUUCACGGGGCCCGGCGGCGAGCGUCACAGCACGCCGAGCACGUUCGGCAACGCCUGGCAGAGCGAGGCGUCCGCCAGUAAAGCAGCGUGAGCGCUCGCACGCACAAAGACGAAGAUCCCCCCCGUUUGGCGUGUAACAAAUUGUUUGGGGGCAAGUGCUGUUCGC